This is a messenger RNA of Mucor mucedo, 1018 nucleotides long. RefSeq lists its product as uncharacterized. The record is from RefSeq and is a predicted model, not a curated record. The transcript is spliced from 3 exons. Bases 58 to 939 code for a protein of 293 amino acids. NCBI's taxonomy places the organism in Eukaryota, Fungi, Mucoromycota, Mucoromycetes, Mucorales, Mucoraceae.
GGCUUUUUUUCUUUUUCUUUCUGUAUCCUUCAUUUUUUUUUUCUUCCAACAAUUAAGAUGCCACGCGAAGGAAAAAAGGUCGCUAUCCAAAGUAAAAAGUCCAACAUAUUUUAUGAGAAUUGGAAAGUUUACUCUACCGGUCAUAAACUCAUGUUUCGCUGUAACCAAAAAAAAGCGGACUGGUAUUUAAAGAGGGAUUUAGCAGUUUUACUUCCAAAAGAAUCCCGAUCGAUCAAGUUGACUUUUGAAGCAAAAGGCGAUGGCCAUAAAAAGGGCGAUUACAUGGUAGAAGAUCGCAACAAUAUGUGUGUCGCAUGUGGUUCGACAAAAGACCUCUCCAUUCACCACGUCGUGCCUGAAAUGUAUCGACAAUGGAUGCCUUUAGUGAUUAAAGCAAAGUCCAGUAGAGAUUUAUUACUGCUGUGUCAACAUUGUCGUUUAAGUUAUGAGCCCAGCGCCAUGGAUUUCAAAAAGAGAUGCGUCCGUGAAUUCAAUAUUCCGUUGGAAGGUCGAGGCUGGGUUUCUUUACCUCAUUACAAAGUGGCAAAGAAGGCGGCUUCUGCUUUAAAAAUGCAUUCAAACGUGAUACCCGCAGACCGUCAAGUAACAUUAAAGACCACCGUGUUCGAUUUCUGGGAAAAGCAUGGAUCCGAAGUGGAUGAGGAACUUGCAGCCAAGGACACGGAGGAAAACUGGGAUUCAAUUUUGGAAGUCUGUAGCACAUUAGUAGACCAUUUUAAAGGACCUGAUUACAUUGAGCAUGCCAAUAGCGCCAUCGAACAAUUAACCAAAACAGUGGAAUUAGACAGUGAAGGUAGAGAAACAUGGCCCGACUUGGAGGAUUUCAUCAAAGAUUGGAGACGCCACUUUUUAAGAAAUCUCGAUCCAGAAUUCUUAAGUGAAUUAUGGACUGUCGAUGGUGACAUUUACACCCGAUAGCCGGAGUUGGAUUUACGCAAACACACACAAACAAAAAUAAAUAGAAAAAAAAAUCCUAUUUAGUUCUUUUUUUUUUAGC